This is a messenger RNA of Drosophila ficusphila, 769 nucleotides long. Its product is annotated as arylalkylamine N-acetyltransferase-like 2. Gene Ontology annotation, molecular function: N-acetyltransferase activity. Bases 46 to 714 code for a protein of 222 amino acids. The record is from RefSeq and is a predicted model, not a curated record. The transcript has a single exon. Lineage: Eukaryota; Metazoa; Arthropoda; Insecta; Diptera; Drosophilidae.
GGUUCAGUUAAGAUUCUACCGGCAAAAGCAAGUAACGCAUUUAAAAUGACUUUAAACACAAAAGAUGGUAUCACCAUACGCAUUAUGACCGAAGAAGACUACAAAGACGUGAAAGCCUUCAUGAAGGAUGACUUUUUCCUAUCGGAGCCCUUGUGCGAAACCUGCGGAGAAGCUGUUGACCGUCAAAACGAGAAGGAAAAUGAUGAAUAUCACCUUUCGAUGAUCGCUCAGGGAACCUGUUUGGUGGCUCUGGAUGAAAACAAUGGUGGUCGACUGGUGGGAUUCGUCCUGGCAGGAGUUCUUCUUCCCGAGGAUAUAGAGAAGCAUCGGAUUGAAGCGGAAGAAAUAGAAAAACAUGCUUGGGGUCGAAUGUAUGUACUCCUAACAAAAGUUGAACGCGAAGCGAAUCUUUUCGAGCGAUUCGGCAUUUCCAAAGUGCUUUUAUCCAACAUUACCAGUGUGGGUGCUUCGAUGAGGGGCAAAGGACUUGGCUCUCGACUUGCCGAAACCUUGAUGGAUGUGGGUCGAUCCAAGGGGUUCCCCGCAAUGGUGGCCUACUGCACGAGUUUCUACUCCGCCCGGCAAAAGGAGGCCCUCGGGAUGCAGUGCAUCCACUCCCUCGUCUACGCCGACUACAAGGACGAUCAAGGACGACCGAUCUUCACGCCUAAAGCACCUCACAAAAUGGCGCGAGUAAUGGCCAUAAAACUGUGAAAGGUGCUAGUUGAUAACAAGAAAGUGACAAAAUAAUUCAAUGUUAUGCAAUAUA